CAAGGACUGCAUGAGAGGGAUGGCCUGUCUUAUCAUCACCGUGGAGCUUCUGUUCCCAGCAUUCCACAGUUCCAUUGGAAGUCCAGCUCCCUCAGAGCACCAUGGUUGUGGGGGACACAGAGGGUGCACAGGCAAUGAAGAAGAUGAUGGUGAUACCACAUCCCACAGAAUACUGGGAGAGGAUGGAGUGAAGGAAGACCAGGCACAGCCACUGAAAGAACUGGGACGUGUCACCAUUGGAGACAGGGAGGGAAGGGUGGCGAUGAUACCAGUGACCCCAAGAGGAAAAGGGAAUCGGGGUCGGGACCGGGACCUGGGUGCCUCGCGCGCGCACAGGACCAUCCACAGGAAAUGGAAGGGUUCAUUUCAGACCUUUGGAAAGGAAAUGCGCAUCACAGGUCACUCGGUGUCCCCCAGCCACCGCACCGUCCUCCAGGAGUACAUGUGUUGCCAAUGCUGUGCCAGGUUUGGGGGUCACUUGCCUGUGCCUCGGGCUGAUGCACUGCUGCCCUACUGGGUCCCCCUGUCCCUGAGACCACGAAAGCAGGUCUCAAAGAUGAUGCGACGUUAUAUCCCCAGAGCCAUAAGGUCAUGUCGUUGCCCCUGCCACUGCUUUGGGGGCCACCUUCCAAUGCCCAGGGAUAGGGCUGUUAUGCCCUAUUGGGUGCCCCAGGGGCUGAGGUCACAGAAGAAGGUGAUGAAGAGGCUGGAGAAUGUUAAAGACACUCCAGAGUGCUCCCUGGAAUCAAGCAGCUGGCAUGGCUGUUGGCGGGUCUGUGGGGACCAGCAUCUCCUCCUCAAGUGGCAGCAGCUCCAGGCCCUUCAUCAAGAUGAGCUGCCAGGCUCUCAGGAGGAUGCGCCACAUGCUGGCCGCUUAGGCCUCUUCCUACCCAUGAGCUUUAAUCUCCUUACCCUGCUGCAGUUUGUCCUGAGGGCCAUCAUGGCCAUUCGCCAUUUGUUUUGGGACUGAGUGGAGACUUCAGCUACUGUCAAGAUCCUCAGCAAGAAUGGCAGUCACAAUCACGGUUCUCAGGGGAGGCCCUCAGAUCAGGAGGAUUUGUGACGCUUGCUGUCUCCACACAACAAGAUCUGCACCCACGAUCCAAUCUGAAGUAGAAGCCACCACAUGACUGUUAGUUGAAGGCAGGCUGGUGUGAAUAUCUGAACGAGUCUGUUAUGAAUGCAGCCAAUAAAUGUUAUUUGUGAAACUCUAAA
Messenger RNA from Phodopus roborovskii (desert hamster), 1215 nucleotides. RefSeq names its product chromosome unknown C16orf95 homolog (gene CUNH16orf95). The coding region runs from base 11 to 970 and encodes 319 amino acids. The transcript has 9 exons. The record is from RefSeq and is a predicted model, not a curated record. NCBI's taxonomy places the organism in Eukaryota, Metazoa, Chordata, Mammalia, Rodentia, Cricetidae.